Messenger RNA from Penicillium paradoxum, 525 nucleotides. RefSeq names its product MARVEL domain-containing protein. Gene Ontology annotation, cellular component: membrane. The coding region runs from base 1 to 525 and encodes 174 amino acids. The record is from RefSeq and is a predicted model, not a curated record. Lineage: Eukaryota; Fungi; Ascomycota; Eurotiomycetes; Eurotiales; Aspergillaceae. The transcript is spliced from 3 exons.
AUGCUCUCCUGGAUCUACCCCCUGCGCGUCUUGCAGGCCAUCCUGGCCCUGGCCACAAUCGGUCUAGCGGCAUAUGAAGUUGCAUCUCUGUACGACGAAUGGUCCUACUCCAAUGUCAUCUACUACAUGCUCUUCAACGGCUGCUGGACAACAGCCAUUGCAGUCCCCUACCUCGGCCUAGCACCACUAGCCUUCCCCCGAUUCUCCCAUGAAGUCGCCAUCCCCCUCGUGGAACUCCUCACCUGCGGCCUCUGGUUCACCGGCUGGAUUGCACUAGCUGCCAUGAUCCCCUCGCCCAGUGCAUGUAGCUACGCCAGCUGCCAUGCUCUCCAGGCAUUGAUUGUUGUCAGUGCCGUGCAAUGGGCUACCUUCGUUGUCACAAACUACUUUGCCCUGACGGAUUUGAAGAACUCUCGUCGCAACUCAAAGAGAAACCUCACUGACGAUACCUCGGAGAUGGCUACUGCCGACAAUAAUGCCAACAAUAAUGCCAACACCACUACCAACCCUGAGUCCGCUGUCUAA